Budorcas taxicolor (takin) is the source of this 1790-nucleotide messenger RNA. It is a transcript of the gene IL10RA, whose product is annotated as interleukin 10 receptor subunit alpha. The transcript has 7 exons. Gene Ontology annotation, molecular function: protein binding. Lineage: Eukaryota; Metazoa; Chordata; Mammalia; Artiodactyla; Bovidae. The record is from RefSeq and is a predicted model, not a curated record. The coding region runs from base 48 to 1790 and encodes 580 amino acids.
CCGGCUCCGGCUUUGUCCCCGGCACGGGAGAAUGCGGUGCGCCCAGGAUGCUGCCGCGCCAGAUAGUGAAGCUGGCGGCGCUCCUCAGCCUGCUCCUCGGCUCCCGCGCGCACGAACUGCCUAGGCCUCCGUCUGUGUGGUUUGAAGCGGAGUUUUUCCACCACGUCCUCUUCUGGACGCCCAUCCCAAACCCGUCUGAAAGUACCUAUUAUGAAGUGGAGCUCCUGAAGUAUGGAGUAGAGCCCACCUACUGGAAGCGCAUCCUGAACUGUAGCCAGAUGCUGGUGAUGUCCUGUGAUGUCACUCUGGAGACCCUGGACCUGUAUCGCAGCAACAGUUACCGAGCCAGAGUCCGGGCAGUGGACGGAAGCCAGCAUUCCAACUGGACCUUUCCUGAAACCCGCUUCUCCAUAGAUGAAGUGACUCUGACGGUCGCCAGCGUGAAGCUCGAGAUGCACAACGGUAACAUCGUUGGGGCCAUCCAGCUUCCCAGGCCCAAGGUGGCCCCUGAAGGCGACACGUAUGAAAACAUCUUCCACAACUUCCGGGAGUACCAGAUUGAGGUUCGCAAGGUACCAGGACUCUAUGAGUCCCAUGGCAAGGUCAAAAAUGAAAGUUUCAAACUCCCAAUCCCGAGAGGGGUGGGAGAGUUCUGCGUCAGGGUGAAACCGUCUGUCGGCUCCCGAGUGAACAAAGAGGUCUGGUCCAAGGAGGAGUGCAUCUUGCUCACCUCACAGUAUUUCACAGUGACCAACAUCAGCAUCUUUUCCACCUUCGUCCUGCUGUUCUAUGGAGCCCUGACCUUCUGUCUGAUCUUCCAGCUGUAUGUGCGGCGCCGGGGGAAGCUGCCUGCUGUCCUGGUCUUCAAGAAGCCCAGUCCCUUCAACCUCAUCAGCCAGUUUUCCCACCCAGAGACCCAAGAUGCCAUCCAUAACCUGGACGAGGAGGCCUUCCCCAAGGUGACUCCGGAGCUGAGGAACUCAGACAUGCACGGCAGCACCGACAGUGGCUUCGGCAGUGCCAAGCCAUCGCUGCAGACCGAUGAGCCCCAGUUCCUCCUCCCUGCCUCCGACCCCCAGGCCGGGGGCACUCUGGAAAAGGGGAUGCCCCAGGAGUUGGAGAACAGCUGUGGUAGUGGGGGUAGCAGCAACAGUGCAGACAGCGGGAUCUGCUUGCCAGAUCCCCGCCUGUGUCCCAGCGCGGAGCCCAGCUGGGAGCCGCAGGUGGGGAGCGACAGCCGGGAUCGGGAGGACAGUGGCAUUGGCCUGGCCCAGAACUCUAGGGGACAGCCUGAGGAUGCUCAGGGUGGCUCAGCUUCAGGCCAUGUGAGUCCCCUGGGACCUGAGGAGCCUGCGGAAGAAGACUCAGUGGCAGGGGCCUUCCAGGGCUACCUGAAGCAGACCCAGUGCCCAGAAGAGAAGGCAGCCCAGGCAGGCGGCCUGGAAGAAGAGUCUUCCUCAACAGAGGACCUUGACCCCCAGUGCAGGAUGUGCCUGGAUACUGAGGCGGGCUGGCCUCUACCAGCCCUGGCCAAGGGCUAUGUGCAACAGGACCCCCCAGAAAUGAUUCUUGCUCCUUUGCAGACCCCUGAAGGACAGUGGGACCGACCAACUGAGGACUGGCCAUUCCUGGGCUUGACCAGCUGUGGCGACCUCGGCACAUCUGACUGGAGCUUUGCCCAUGACUUUGCCCCUCUGGAUUGUGUGCCGGCCCCGGGCGGUCUCCUGGGCAGUUUUGACUCAGACCUGGUUACCCUGCCACUGAUCACCAGCCUGCAGUCAAAUGAGUGA